Charadrius vociferus (killdeer) is the source of this 1150-nucleotide messenger RNA. It is a transcript of the gene ILK, whose product is annotated as integrin-linked kinase. Gene Ontology annotation, molecular function: protein kinase activity; protein binding; ATP binding. Lineage: Eukaryota; Metazoa; Chordata; Aves; Charadriiformes; Charadriidae. The transcript has 11 exons. Bases 8 to 1150 code for a protein of 380 amino acids. Gene Ontology annotation, biological process: protein phosphorylation. The record is from RefSeq and is a predicted model, not a curated record.
AGCCGCGAUGGAUGACAUCUUCACACAGUGCCGAGAGGGCAACGCGGUGGCCGUGCGCCUCUGGCUGGACAACACCGAGAAUGACCUCAACCAGGGGGAUGACCACGGCUUCAGCCCCUUGCACUGGGCCUGCCGCGAGGGCCGCUCCAACGUGGUUGACAUGCUCAUCAUGCGGGGAGCGCGCAUCAACGUCAUGAACCGCGGUGAUGACACCCCGCUGCACCUGGCUGCCAGCCACGGCCACCGUGACAUCGUGCAGAAGCUGAUCCAGUUCAAAGCAGACAUCAAUGCCGUGAACGAGCAUGGGAACACGCCUCUGCACUACGCCUGCUUCUGGGGCCAUGACCAGGUGGCGGAGGACCUUGUGGGCAACGGGGCCUUGGUCAGCAUUGCUAACAAAUACGGUGAGACGCCCAUUGACAAAGCCAAGACACCCCUGCGAGAGGUCUUGAAAGAGCGUGCGGAGAAGCUGGGCCAGAGCCUCACCAAGAUCCCCUACAAGGAUACCUUCUGGAAGGGCACGACCCGCACGCGUCCCAGAAAUGGGACUCUCAACAAACUUGCUGGAAUAGACUUUAAACAGCUGAGCUUGAGCCAAAAACUCAAUGAGAACCAGUCAGGAGAGCUGUGGAAGGGGCGCUGGCAAGACUUUGUAGUGGACCAGAUGCAGGCAGUGAAAUUCGCCUUUGACAUUGCCCGGGGAAUGGCCUUCCUGCACACGCUGGAGCCCCUCAUUCCACGCCACCACCUCAACAGCCGCAGCAUCAUGAUCGACGAGGACAUGACGGCACGGAUCAGCAUGGCUGACGUGAAGUUCUCCUUCCAGUGCCCAGGGAGGAUGUACGCGCCAGCCUGGGUGGCACCAGAAGCCUUGCAGAAGAAGCCAGAGGAAAUCAACAGGCGCUCAGCUGACAUGUGGAGCUUUGCAGUGCUGCUGUGGGAGCUGGUGACCCGUGAGGUGCCCUUCGCAGACCUGUCCAACAUGGAGAUAGGCAUGAAGGUGGCACUGGAGGGCCUACGUCCAACCAUCCCACCCGGCAUAUCCCCACACAUCUGCAAGCUGAUGAAGAUCUGCAUGAACGAGGACCCGGCCAAGCGCCCCAAGUUCGACAUGAUCGUGCCCAUCCUGGAAAAGAUGCAGGAGAAGUAG